Molecule: messenger RNA, 2737 nt
Organism: Pseudoliparis swirei
Lineage: Eukaryota; Metazoa; Chordata; Actinopteri; Perciformes; Liparidae
Gene: stxbp1b
Product: syntaxin binding protein 1b
Exons: 20
Coding region: 529-2298 (589 amino acids)
Biological process (GO): vesicle-mediated transport; intracellular protein transport; neurotransmitter secretion
Cellular component (GO): secretory granule; plasma membrane
Molecular function (GO): syntaxin binding
Source: RefSeq, a predicted model, not a curated record
CAUGCUGCUUCCCUGUGCCGUCCUGCUGACAGACCGGCUCAUGUUGGUGGAGAGGAUUAGGGUCAGAUUAGAGCUGAUUGCAGUGGGCCGGUCCCCCAGGACCGGGUCCUUCAUCUGUAGGGGGACGGACUGAGGCCCAGACCCCCAGGGACAGACACCACAUGGGAACCAUCUCCUCAGUGGGCUCGGCUCCGGGUUCUAGUCCUGAGCUCCUCCAUCCGGACUGAGACGAUGCUCCUGCUGCUGGAGAAAUGAUUCAAUAUUCAGAGACCGUCGUUUCAUCGUGGCGUUUGGCGACGGCCAGAAGGAACCGCUUUGAAAAGAGCGUUCAGGAAUGUUCAGUCCAGUCUUCCAUCAGAACAUAUUCAAAACAUGGCUCCCACUUUCCUGCCUGACCCGGACGUUUCGGAGCGUGUUCUCCUGCCGCCGGCCACAGCCGUCAUCCCUCUGCUCCCGAGCUCCUGGUCUCCAUGGAGAAUUCAUGGAGCGGCUCCUUCAGGAGCCCAGGUCGUCUAGAGAAGCCAGAUAAUGAACAACGUCAUCAAGAAGGCCAGAGAAAAAGGAAAGUGGAAGGUACUCGUGGUGGACAAGCUGAGCAUGAGGAUGAUCUCGUCUUGCUGCAAGAUGACGGACAUCAUGUCAGAGGGAAUCACCAUUGUAGAAGACAUCACCAAGCGCCGCGAGCCUCUUCCCAGCAUGGAGGCCAUCUACCUGAUCACGCCCUCCGAUGAGUCUGUUGAGGGUCUGAUUGAUGACUUCAGGAACCCCCAGUCCCAGAGGUACCGAGGGGCCCACGUCUUCUUCACGGACACGAUCCCAGACACCUUGUUUGGACUGUUGACCAAAUCCAGAGCCUCCAAAGCCAUGAAGGCCUUGACUGAGAUCCACAUCGCCUUCCUGCCCUAUGAAUCUCAGGUCUUCUCUCUGGACAAAGCGGAGGCCUUCCAGGACUUCUACAGCCCCUUCAAGGCGGCCGUGAAGGGCAGCAUGCUGCAGCGCUGUGCGGAGCAGAUCGCCACCCUGUGCUGCACCCUGGAGGAGUACCCCGGGGUCCGCUACCGAGGGGAAUACAAGGACUGUGCCGUUCUGGCCCAGAUGCUUCAGGAGAAGCUCGACGGCUACAAGGCUGACGACCCCAGCAUGGGGGAGGGUCCGGACAAGUGUCGGACCCAGCUGCUCAUCCUGGACCGUGGCUUUGACCCGGUGUCUCCUCUCCUGCACGAGCUCACGCUGCAGGCCAUGUCCUACGACCUGCUGGGCACCGAGAACGACAUCUACAGGUUUGAGACCAGUGGGAUGGGAGAGACCAGAAUGAAGGAAGUGGUGCUGGACGAGGAUGAUGACCUGUGGCUGACUCUGAGACACAAGCACAUCGCAGAGGUGUCAACGGCCGUCACUCGUUCUCUGAAGGACUUCUCCGCCAGCAAGAAGAUGAACACUGGAGAAAAGACCACCAUGAAGGAACUGGCUCAGAUGCUGAAGAAGAUGCCUCAGUACCAGAAGGAGCUCAGCAAGUACUCCACCCACCUGCACCUGGCGGAGGACUGCAUGAGCCGCUACCAGGGCGCCGUGGACAAGCUGUGUCGGGUGGAGCAGGAUCUUGCGACGGGCGUGGACUCAGAGGGCGAGAAGAUCAAGGACCCCAUGAGGCUCAUCGUGCCCAUCCUCCUGGACCCCAACAACAGCGUGUCGGACAAGAUCCGCAUCAUCCUGCUCUACAUCUUCAUGAAGAACGGUGUGAGUGAGGAGAACCUGUGUAAGCUGCUGCAGCAUGCCAGCAUCCCCCCAGAGGACAGCGACAUCAUCUCCAACAUGGCCCACAUGGGCCUCCCCAUCGUGUCGGAGGGCAUCGCCAAGAAGGCCAAGAAGCCGGACCGUAAGGAGCGCGUCAGCGAGCAGACGUACCAGCUGUCCCGCUGGACGCCGCUCAUCAAGGACCUCCUGGAGGACGCCAUCGAGGACACACUGGACCUGAAGCUCUACCCGUACCUCUGCCAGCGGCAGGCGGCCGCCAAGGCCAGCGCUCCGUCCAGCGCUCGCUAUGGCAACUGGCACAAGAACAGGGGCCCCACGGAGAUGAAGACGGGGCCCCGGAUCAUCGUCUUCAUCAUCGGAGGGAUGACGUACAGCGAGAUGCGCUGCGUCUACGAGGUCACGCAGGCCAACGGCAAGUGGGAGGCCCUGAUUGGUUCGACCCACAUUCUCACCCCCCCAAAAUACUUAAAGGAGCUUCAGCACCCAGACUUCCUGGACCCCAGCUCCCCUCCAGAGGGCGCCGACGAGCCUCCUGCAGAAUGAAAAGACAUUUGGAAGGAAAUUGUGGGACAUUUCCCCCUUUGGAAGGUGAUGUGUGUGAUGAGUCCUCUGGAGGAGAACACUGCAUCACCAUGACAACAGAACAACGUGGAGGAGAUGAUCUUUGUGUGUCUUUGUGUGUGUGUGUCUUUGUCACCUCCACCAACAUGCGUGUGUGUGUGGUCUUCAUGGAGGUCAGCAGGUCACUGUCCUCACCGUCUGGUUCAGAGGUUCUUCAUGGUCUGAGCUGACGCUCUUCAUCAUUGAGCAUCUGAAGACGAGUUGACGGUCGGCGGUGACUCUUUGGCUUUGAUGUGUUCUUUAGUUUUAGUCGUGUGGUGACGCUCUGUCACUAGACUGUGACGUCAGUGAUAUGAUGAGUGUGUCGUUCACCAACUGUCUGCUGCCACAUGUGUUAAUAAAGUUGAUUCCAUUAAACUCG